Molecule: messenger RNA, 11172 nt
Organism: Anolis carolinensis (green anole)
Lineage: Eukaryota; Metazoa; Chordata; Lepidosauria; Squamata; Anolidae
Gene: col13a1
Product: collagen type XIII alpha 1 chain
Exons: 39
Coding region: 37-1881 (614 amino acids)
Source: RefSeq, a predicted model, not a curated record
ACAGGAAGACCUGGGCUUCCGGGAGACAAAGGCGCCAUGGGAAUUCGUGGACUACCGGGACUAAAGGGGCAACCUGGAGAGAAGGGAGCCCCUGGAGAAGCUGGCAUGUCCAUUAUUGGUCCCCGUGGCCCUCCAGGACAGCCGGGAACAAGAGGUUUUCCUGGGUUUCCGGGCCCAAUUGGUUUAGAUGGCAAACCAGGGCAACCUGGACAGAAGGGAGAGAUGGGCCCAGCUGGUCCCAAAGGGCAACUAGGAAGCCCUGGCCCAAAAGGAGAAAAGGGUCAGUGUGGAGAGUAUCCACACAGGCUGUUGCCUCUUCUCAAUUCAGUGCGGCUGGCUCCACCCCCAGUCAUAAAGAGACGCACCUUCCAGGGUGAACAAGGCCAGGCAGGCAUCCAAGGGCCCCCAGGACCACCUGGACCACCAGGCCUUCCAGGAACCCCAGGACAACCUGGGCCAACUGGCUCAGCUGGGAAAGUAGGAGAACCAGGGAAGCCAGGCAGAGACGGAAAGGGCUUGCCAGGACCUCCUGGACCAAAGGGAGAACCUGGAAUUCAGGGCUACCAUGGAAGAAAGGGUGAGGCAGGUGAGACUGGCUUACCAGGACCCCCUGGCCUUCCUGGUCCUAUUGGUCCAAAGGGGGAGAGGGGCAUGCCAGGUCUACCAGGAAAGCAAGGAGUUCAGGGUGAAAUCGGGAUUCCAGGAGCAAAGGGAGAACGUGGAGUUGCUGGAAAGACAGGGCCCCCAGGUUUGCCAGGGAAAAGGGGGCAGAGGGGUGAGAAAGGAAAAUCUGGGGAUCUGGGCCCUCCUGGAGCCAUUGGACAAAAGGGAGAAAAAGGAGAUUCUAGCAAUGCACUUGGAGGAGGUAAAGGAGAACCUGGACCACCAGGACUACCUGGACCUCCUGGACCAAAGGGAGAACCUGGAAUACCUGGGGAGCAGGGACCUUUUGGUCCAAGGGGACCCAAGGGUGAGCCAGGCAAAAAUGAAAUGGUGGAUUACAAUGGCAAUAUCAAUGAAGCUUUGCAGGAGAUACGAACAUUAGCCCUUAUGGGGCCUCCUGGAUUGCCUGGUGCUGCAGGACCACCAGGACAGAAGGGUGAAAUUGGACUGCCAGGCCCUCCUGGACAUGAUGGCGAAAAGGGCCCACGAGGCAAACCAGGAGAGAUGGGGCCUCCUGGUCCCAAAGGACCUCCUGGAAAAGAUGGACCUCCAGGAAUGAAGGGAGAAAUUGGCUCCAUGGGGACCACAGGAGCAAAAGGAGAAAAGGGGGAGACUGGACUGGCUGGCUCACCAGGUCUUGAUGGCAUAACAGGAGAAAAAGGUGAUCGAGGAAUGCCAGGACCUCCAGGCCUACCAGGUCCAAUUGGGCUUCCAGGUUUUACAGGAGAGAAGGGAGAACCGGGAGAUAAGGGAAAGACUGGAAACUCAGUAACUGGCCCACCAGGGCCACAAGGCCCACCAGGAAUACCAGGUCCUCAGGGUCUUCCAGGACCUAAGGGAGAAGCAGGCAUUGAUGGAAUGAAAGGUGAAAAGGGUGCCAUGGGAGAAAAAGGAGACCGAGGUCCGCUUGGAUUGCCCGGUGCUUCAGGUUUAGACGGCAGGCCUGGCCCACCGGGUACUCCAGGACCAAUAGGAGUUCCAGGGCCAGCAGGACCAAAAGGAGAGAGGGGCAAUAAAGGAGAUUCUGGAACUGCAGGACCAAUAGGGCCAGCAGGGCUUUCUGGUUUACCAGGUUCACCAGGGGAAAAGGGACAUCGGGGACUUCGAGGUUUUAAAGGCGAGAAGGGUGAGCCGGGGUUACCAGGGCUGGACGGGCUGGAUGCCCCUUGCCCAUUGGGGGAAGAUGGCUUGCCAAUUCAAGGAUGCUGGAAUAAGUGAAAAUUCUAACCAUGGACUGGCCUGUGUGUGUGUGCCUGUGUGUUUGUGCAUAGAAUAUUUAUUUUUAUACAAUUUUCUUUUUUAAGUGCCAAAAGAUAACACAUUUUGCAAAUUAUGCAUAUUUUUGUACAGAAAAUACUACUUUUCCCCUUUUUUAUCUUAUUGUCAUCCACUUGUAUAGUUGUAUGUAUAUUGAUAAUGUGCUUGUUGCAUUGUGGAAUACAGCUGCAAUAUUUGCAUGAUAUUUGUGCUCUCGUAAGUGUUACAGCUUAAUAAGUUAUUGCAUUAAGAUGCCAGAAGUAGCCGCUCUGUGUACAUAUGAAGAUCAAAGCUAUUUGACAAUGAAUACAAGAAGAGUUUUAAAUAAUACAGCUUUUCAUUAGUAAAAUGAAAUCAAAUCUAGUCUUUGUAAAUAAAUCAUAUAGUGGUAUUUUAAACCAACAAGGUAAGGGACAUCAGGGAUCACUUCACCUUUCUGUUGCCUUGUUGCCAGCAGAGGGCACUACUAAUCCAACAUUAGUAAAAACCAUUCUGAGGGUCACAAAAUGAACAUACAGACAUCCAUUUUGAAUUGGUUAAACUCUUCCAUGCGGUCCUCUUUAGUGGGUGUAGUCAGUCUCAAAUUCUUAGCUAAAUUAAUCUAAAUAGAGGAUCUACUCAAACAGAAAAAAAUGCAUAUAGAGAAUAUCCAGGGAAGAAGUAGAUGUCGUCCCCGAAUAAUGCUUCCAUCUCCAUAUGCUAAUUAUACAGGGAUCUUAAGCAUCUGGGUAAACCUACUGUCUGCUUUUUAUUCCCGCAGUUCCUCAUACAUAGUUGCUCGAAUAUUCAUUCUAAAAAACAUUAAGUAAAUAUACUAUAGCAAGAAUUGCUCAACAUUUCUCAAUCCCCUAGGAAUGUUUCACAACCCGAGCAAUUAAUUAUACAGCUGAAUAGCCCUUAUACUUAGGAAAUUUAAAGUACAGUAGAGUCUCACUUAUCCAAGGUUCUGGAUUAUCCAAGGCAUUUUUGUAGUCAAUGUUUUCAAUACAGUAGAGUCUCACUUAUCCAACGUAAACGGGCCGGCAGAACGUUGGAUAAGCAAAUAUGUUGGAUAAUAAGGAGAGAUUAAGGAAAAGCCUAUUAAACAUCAAAUUAGGUUAUGAUUUUACAAAUUAAGCACCAAAACAUCAUGUUAUACAACAAAUUUGACAGAAAAAGUAGUUCAAUACACAGUAAUGCUAUGUAGUAAUUACUAUAUUUAUGAAUUUAGCACCAAAAUAUCACGAUGUAUUGAAAACAUUGACUACAAAAAUGCGUUGGAUAAUCCAGAACGUUGGAUAAGCGAGUGUUGGAUAAGUGAGACUCUACUGUAUAUCAUGAUAUUUUGGUGCUAAAUUCGUAAAUACAGUAAUUACAACAUAACAUUACUGCCUAUUGAUCUACUUUUUCUGACAAAUUUGUUGUAUAACAUGAUGUUUUGGUGCUUAAUUUGUAAAAUCAUAACCUAAUUUGAUGUUUAAUAGGCUUUUCCUUAAUCCCUCCUUAUUAUCCAAGAUAUUUGCUUAUCCAAGGUUCUGCAAACUGCCUUGGAUAAUCCAGAACAUUGGAUAAGCAAAGGUUGGAUAAGCGAGACUCUACUUCACUUUCAUUUAUUCAUGUUCAACCAACUAUGGCCUUUAAAGCAGUUUCUAGGUCCUCCAGCAUGGUUGUGUGGUAUUAUUGGGCUGGAAGUGCUUCAUUUCAAUAAGGUUUACUUUUAUUUGUGGGUUUACAUAUCCACGUGAUUCUGGGAACAUCUCCAUGGGUCCAGGGGUCGUGCUGUACUUUUUCCUUGUGUGUAAUUGACUUCUAAAAUUAAUAUUAUCAAUAUUUUUGAACUGUACCCAGAAUUAAAUAUAGCAGUGAAUGAAGCUCUUUCUUCAUUCACUGCUAUAUUUAGUUCUGGGUACAGUUCAAGAAAAUAUGGAUAAUAUUGAUUUUAGAGGUGAAUACACAUAAGGAAAAAAUACCCCCAGAAUCCCCUAACUAGAUUGGUCAGUGGUGAUUCUGGCUCAAAGCACUGGAAGUUAUCCUCCAGUAAAGUGCAGGUAAUAUUUUUAAAAACUUUGCAUUUCUCCAAUUAAGGACUAUUGUACAUAUUUAACACUUACAAGUGUUGAAAAGACAUAACUCAUGCCAUGCACCAUAUAAAUUUACCAGCAUAGUUACUGUUCUUAUCUACAGUAACUUUUCAGGUAAACAUUUUACAGAAGUCAGGAUUUCUACUACAUCUCACAAGGUACCCAUCUGGAUAAUAAACAGGUAUGACUUAAAAUUCAUUUCACUGCUUAAACACAGGAUGGAGCUAGAUUACACUUUUGCAAUGCUACCUUUCUGAUUUGAGCAAAUGAUUGUGAAUAGCCUGAAACACACUUCUUGCAAUAUAGUCCUAUUAAUAACAUGUGCUAUAAUUUACCUCCAUCAUUUCAGGAGAGAAAUGGCACAAGUGCUAAACCAGAAAGAAUGAGGUCAAAAAUACUUACUUCUCAUGUAAUCUCAAAAUUAUAGCUCCAGCUAUAAUCAAAGUGGACACAUGCUGAUAUAUAUAUAUCAAGUGCAGAGAUUUUCUAUAAUUAUAGGAAAGUAGCAUAUAUUCCAAUUGUUUCAGUUUGACAGGGGCAGUCCUGAUUAACCCGUCUUCCCAAUUACAGCUGCAAAUGCAGCUGACAUUGUACUCAAUUAAGUCGGGGAGGAUAAAGACUUCUAUCUUCCCAGUAAGCUCAGGCAAAAGGAAACUGCUGCAACCUGUCUCAGUUUGUGUGUUCUUCCUCAUCAAUAACGUUUGCGAUCUUGACCCCACUGUGUCGUUGCUUGAUAGCAUGUGUCCCAAUUUUUAUCUGUGAAAUGUUGGAGGGUAUGAAGAAGCAAGGCUUUCAUAAGCAUCUGAAAACACAUUUCAGCAUGAAAUAAUUUGUCUGUUGCUUAAAGGGUCAAACACCUUGGCUGAUAGCUAAAUAAUGAAACAAGUAAGAGGGUGGAGAUUCUUGUGGAAGGCCUACAGUGGCGAGAGAAGAUCAUCCUGUCUGAAGGUUUGCUGAAGAUAUUCAACAACUUACCUCCGAGGAACACAGAAGUAUUCUUGAGCCAUGCGUGCCAGAGUUUUGUUCCUGUAUGGUGGGCCUGGUGGGGCUACGGAAGAUGGACACACCAGUGGGUUUUGCUCUCUGAUUCCAGAGGUCAGCAUGAGUGCCAGCCAUGGAACAAAUUGGGCUUCAGUGCCACUCUUACUCUUUUUUGUCUGCUGUAAUAAUGGAAGCCUUCGUGUGAAGAUUUUUAUCCAGCAGCUGGUGUGAAGAGCCUUAGGACAUAGACAACAGUUCUAUGGUUGUUGCUUUUUUUGUCAAAAGGAGCUAUAUUCUCAUCUUUUUAAAUAAUAAACUUGAAUAUUAAUUUUGAAAAGCAGCUGAUUGAAGAUACAGCAAAACGUUUACCACCUUUCCUGAUGAUUCCAUCCUUAAACUUUUCUUAGCUUCUCUUCAAAUGCUACAAUUUAUUUUCUGCAAGAACAUUGCAAUUUUUUGUAUAUUAAAAGAACUAAAUUUCAUAAAUGUUUGGAGUUAUAAGACAGAUUGUCGACAUAAUUGUUGUUCUCACUGUCAGACUUUACUUGUUCAUGCUAGGAAUGCUUUACUAUAGCUUUACCAUAAAACAUUUUUCUGUCCUGAAAAACAUAUGAUAGUUCUUUUCCUAUUACCUUUAUGCUUAAUUUUUUUAAUUGAUUGUAUAGUUAACACAACAACGAAAUGGGUUUUGGGGGAAAUGCUCAUAGGUUAGCCAUCUUUUAUUAAUACAUAUGUUGGUAUUGAAGAUUUCGAUGGUACAGUGUUGUUACUGUUGUUAUUAGUUCUGCAAUAUCAUUUGAAUGUUUAAAGAAAGCUAAAAUUGAUGCAACAUAAUCACAAUAAUAUGCUAAUUAGUUUUGUCCCUUGUAUCUGAAACUUGGACUGAUUCCUGAUAAGUUCACAUAUAUUACUACUGUAAAAAUGUCUCCAGUAUAAAAAUAUAUCCCUGAGGGGGAUAUACUUACUUUGAGGACACACGUCAAUAAUUACUUUGUGCCUCUGCAAUUUAUCUGAUCCUCUCCCCACUUCCACACCAUGUUAUUUUAAUUGCCCUUUAUCAGAUCCAGGGCUUUCACAGAAUGAAACUCCAACCACUCCUUGCAUCCAAAAGGUUUCAGUCCACACAAUGCUUACUCAUGCAGAGCAAUCUUUUAAAAAGCUGUAGAUGAGUAUUUCCAAGCAAUUUUAAUAGUAAAUUCAUAAUAGAACAUUUUUUUAAUUUAACUGUUGGAUCCUACCUUUUCUUCCAUGAACUCUACAUAGAAGCCAGUGCCACCUCUCCCUCCCUCUUUCCUCUACAAGCUCUUCGAAGGGCUGUACAAUCUUGUUAAUAGUGGAAGAAAUAGUGUACAGAUCUUUAGAUGACAAAUAUUCUGUCCUAAGUGAAUAAAAGAGUAAGUUAAGUUAGUUUUCUUCACUGAUAUAACUAAUCACACUUUGUAUAAACAGCAAAGACUGAACUUUCAGAAAAUAAAUAGUUUAGACUGGCUGUUGAAAACUUUAAGUGCUACUGGAUAUCCCUUACAUUAUUAAACACUUUCUCCCAAGGUUUUAUCAUAAAUAAGUCAGAGCUGUUGCAGAAUAGUUGUUUUUGAGGCUUAUGAAACGCUCAUAACAAUGAAGCUACAUUUCUAAAGACACUGGCAUAGAACAGAGUUAUAUUUGUUACCUACUGGCUGACUCCUGCUUUUGAUUAUUCUAUUGCUGAGUGAGUGUAACUUGCUCAAGAUCAGAGCAUGAAAGAAAGUCUUUUCACAUAAUUUCUCUGAUGGAACUGGAUAUUUUUAGGGUCAGAAACAAUGAUUUCACUAAAGAAAACCAUGAAAAAUUGAGACAACUGAUGUCAAACAUACAGAUUUAGAUUGUUGAUAUACAUUUUAAUAUAGAAUGACAUUUUUACAUACUGAGAUUGUUGUAGAGAUUUUUUUGUAGAAAUUAGAAUGUGACCAGAACUGCAGGCAGUGUGCCUUUUUAUUAUUAAAAGGCUAUAUAUAUUAGUUUAUUGGUGUUAAUAUAACUACAAUAUACCCUUUCAUUGCUGUUUUAAUAUUACGCUUCAUUUGGUUUUCUGAGAGUAAAGAACUUGCCAUUGUUCCUAACCCCCUUAUUUCUGGGAUAUUGUAUGUAACCUUCCACCGCCCCCUCUGAUGGACUGAUGUUUAGCUCAUACCCCCCAACCAACCAACCACCCCAGUAAGACUACUCUGGGGACCAAAAAAACUGUGGACUCCCUCACUACAUGGGCUCUAAUAAAGCUCUGGCAAUGUAGAGUUAAAUCAUUAUUGUGACUAGGGACACACAUCAAAAGUAAUGCAGUGUGGAUAGAUGCCAAGAUCCAAUGGAGUAAUUACCCUCUUUUGGGUUGCAGCCUCCUCCCACUUAUGCAUUUGUGAAAAAAAUUCUCCAAAGAUCUGAGAAACCCUCUGUAACAGUUUUUUGAUGCUAUAGAAGGCGGGGGGGGGGGGGAGCACCCAAGUCCACUGUUAGAUAUUGCAGUAUAAUCUGCCCUCUGCAUUCACUGGGAUUGGGGGUAUAGGACUCCUGGAAGGUGAACACCCCAUUGGAAGACCAAGAUUCUUAGAGAGGUAUUAUCUCUAGAAAUCUCCAGGUCAUUCAGCAUCACUGAAGGAAGUUGACCAUAAAGUCACACUAGAGGACCUAGGGAUUUCUAGAAAGAAUAUUUUAUACCUGAACCAUGAAAAAUCAAUUCCGCAAAAGUCAAAACCCCAAAUGUGGAGGGACAGCUGUACACCACUGAUCUCGGACAGAUGGUACAAGCACAUAAACAUAGAUCCAAAUGUAUAUGCCAUCUAUCUGCACUAUAUCACUUGCACCUCUGUGUGCUUCCAGUUACUAUUUUAUUCUUAUGCUGCUGAUUAUGGAUAAUUAUGCACAAUCAGAGCUAGCUUGGGUGAUAAAAAUUGGUCUUUCUCAACAGAGGUAGCUAUUUACACAAGUAAAAAAUGUUUAGGGACCAGGAGUGAAAGUCAAAUUGAUUUCUUUGAUAUCAGGUAAUUUUUCUACAAGAUAAUGAUACUAGACAUUUGUAGACUUCUUUUGAACAAGAAGACACUGGUGGAUGAAUAGGGAGGUAAAAUUGCUUUCACUUACACAUUCUGCUUGUGAAUUGCUAAGGUAGUUGACUGAUUUAUGGCAGAAAUAGAAUCCUAGACUAGGAGAAUCUUGGUGAGAUUCUGAAAAGCAACGCUUUAUGAAAUAAUUUAGCCACUCAGAUACAGUGUUCAUCAUGGAACUAUUAGUAAAAAUAGGCAUAUCUAGGAAUUUAAUAUCAUCUUUUGAGCACUUUGGUUGUUUGCAUAUUUAUGUUGACAUCAAGUUUUUAACAUGUAAAUACUACCCUAGUUUUAUAAUUUGGAAUUGGACAUGGAGUUGUGGCUUUGUGCAUUCAUCUACGUUUUAUUUUUAUUAUAUAGUUACUAUAUUAGAUAUUUUAAAGAUUUUAGACAGUCAUAAGGAAUUGGUUGUAAACCUAUAACUGUCUAUAUCCCUCAGAUACAGAGUUUCUAGGCAGAUACGGUGAGAAGUAUAGAAUUCCAUUUAGAUGUAAUUCCAUUUUUUUCAGAGACACAUCUAAACACUAUCUUCUAAGUAAAGGGCCAUUAUUUCUAAAGUAAUUCUUGCAACUCAGCUUCAUUUUUUUACAUAGUAAUCCUAUUUUUAGCAAAUAUUUCACUCAUUGAAAUAUACCUUUUGGAUGUUCCUCAACAGCAACAAAAACGAUUUUAUAAUAUUUUCAUUAGCCCCACCACACACACACACAACCAUAGAGACAUAUACAACACAUCUAAGGGUUAAUGUUAAUGAACCACAAAUCAUCUUAACCUAUUCUAUAGAAAAGAAAAUAGCAAAAGUGGUUUUAGUUUCUUCCAGCACAUUGGCAUUUGUCCACCUGUCUUUCCACGAGAUUUGCAGGAUUUUUCUUCUGGAGCAUGGCUAUACAGCCCAGAAAACCCAUAGCAACCCAAAUGUGCUUUAUUCAAUACUUUUCCGAAAUUUGCCACUCAUAAGGUAAUGGCGCUCCAUGCAGUCAUGCCAGCUCCAUGGACAACGCCGGCUCUUCGGCUUAGAAAUGGAGAUGAGCACCAACCCCCAGAGUCAGACUGGACUUAACGUCAGGGGAAACCUUUACCUUUAAUAUUUUUAUAUCCUAUACUAAAAGACUAUAUAAAAACAAUGGAACUAAAUUCAGAUUUUUUUCAGUUGUCCAAACUUCUAUACAUGGUGCUAUAAAAACUACAUAUUUUACAGCUCUCACUUCCAGUAUAACUGCAUCAUAAAGCAGCACUAGCAAUUACUUUUCUUCUCCUUACCAGUCUUUAGAUUCAGGUCUAUAAUCUACAAGAGUGCAUAUAUCCUAAAAUAACAUUCUCAGUACAAAAGAGUGCACCUAGCAUACUUGCUAUGGGUGAAAGCACAUUAAAAUACCUCUGCUAGGUAUUAGGCACAAAAAAUGCAAUUCAAAAUAAAGGUUUAUGGAAUUAUCAACACAUAUUGUUUGAAAGGUAACCCAUUCUGGCCAAAUUCCACAACACGUAUACAUGCAUCAGAGUUUCAUGUGCAUUUAGAACAGAAUAAAUAGAAUAAAAUUUAGAUUUCAUAAAUUCAUAGGGAGCUAUCUCUAAAGAAAUAAUUAGGUAAGGUAAAUAAUUAAGUUAGGUAUGGUACAUCCAAGGAGCCCUGGUGGCGAAGUGUGUUAAAGCACUGAGCUGCUGAACUUGCAGACCGAAAGGUCCCAGGUUCAAACCUCGGGAGCGGCAUGAGCAGCCGCUGUUAGCUCCAGCUUCUGCCAACCUAGCAGUUCGAAAACAUGCCAAUGUGAGUAGAUCAAUAGGUACCGCUCCGGCGGGAAGGUAACGGCGCUCCAUGCAGUCAUGCCGGCCAUGUGACCUUGGAGGUGUCUAAGGACAACGCCGGCUCUUCGGCUUAGAAAUGGAGAUGAGCACCAACCCCCAGAGUCAGACAUGACUGGACCUAACGUCAGGGGAAACCUUUACCUUUACCUUAAGGUAAAUCCAUCCAAACAUUUUACAAAACUCAUCAGGUAGACACAGACAAUAAAACCAGAGAAGACAGAAACCUGCUUUAUAAGGUCCUUUUUGUGGUAUGCUACCUCACAUUAAUCCAUAGGAGUCUUGCAAUGACUUCAGAGGGUCAACAUUUCAUUCUAGGCAUUUAAUUACCAGUAUUUUUCUUUAUGGAUUAUGAAUAACUAAGUCUUUGAAUUAUUAUUCAUUUUGAUUUUAAAUAUAUACACACAUAUAUAUUACCGUAUUUCAUAUUAAUUAUUGAAAUUGUUUCUGGAGGAUAAUUAUUUUAUGUUUCCAAUGUUGUUGACUUUCAAGACAAGUUGCUUCUUUAUCUCAUUGUAUUUGUUGUACAAAUCUUUAGACAAUUUUAUCAAAACAUUAUACAAAUGAACAUUUUGAUGGGGCAUUGUUUUACAUAUUCUGUUCUGUAGACAACAAUUGGUCUGAGACAUAUCUUUAUAUUUGCAUAUAUAUAUAUUGUGUUUUUGCUAAAGUUUUCAAUUUGUAAAAUGACUGUUUGACAAGAUAACAUAAAUAUUCUGGGUCAAUUUUAAUAACCUUUUUGAGACAGCCAGUUUAAUUCUUUUUGUUACAAUUUUAAUCAAUUUCAGCUAGAUUCUCUAUAAAACAGGCCGAUAACUUAUUUGUUGAUAUUGUUUCCUCUUUUAUAGCCAAGCCAGUCUUCAUCACAUUAUAUAUAGUUUGAACCUAACUAAACCUGACUAUAUGGUUUUAAUAGCCUAAUGCAUUAUAUGGAUUAGAUGUACAAUUUAAGAAUGUCCUUCUGUCAGACUCUGCUGCAUCAUUUCCUCUUUCCACUUCGCUAUCACUCAAAAAGUACUCUCCAGUUUUUAUGUAAAAAUAUCCUGGUUUAAACAUUUGAAUGUAUUUCUCGAACAAAAAAAAUGGUAAUACAUGGUUUUAAGCCCCCUAUGCAUUAAUUAUGGAACAAGAAAACUAAUAUCCACUGUUCUGAAUAUUUAUCCUAUUCUUUCUGUAAUAAAAUUACCAUUUGGAUGAUGAUAUGCAUUUCUGUAUGAUUUAAGGUUAUUGUAUAUUAUGUAAAUAUUACAUUUUGAAAACGGUAAAACUUUACUUUUUAUUAUUUCAGCUGCCAUUUUAAAUGCAACUGAUUUCAAAAUAAAGUGUGGAUUCUUACAAAA